AUGACCGCAACCAUUUCUCACGAGUCACUGAAUGCCACACUUACAGGCCUCAGGACCUCCGACGUGAUUCAAUUUCGAGGCAUUCCGUAUGGUCGAAUUCCGCGACGAUUCGCCGCGCCUGAGAAGCUAGACAGGUAUCCCAGAUUUCUCGACUGCACUAACUUUGGACCUCGGUGUCCGCAAGUCGCUGUCGAUGUUGGACAUUUAUUGCGCAUCCCUCCAGAACAUAGGUUCCCAGACGAACCGGAGGAUGAGUUCAAAUGCACCAAUCUAGACGUCGUAUUGCCUGACAGGGGACCAGACGUGGCAAACUCAAAUUUACCGGUCUUAGUCUGGAUACAUGGAGGCUCACAAGCCGUGACAUUCGGAAGCGCUGCAUCCGGAGUCUGCGACAUGAACAAAACAGUAGCUGACUCCCUCCGACUGGGAAAGCCAAUAAUCGCUGUAUCCGUUCAGUAUCGACUCAAUGUCUUUGCUCUCGGUAACGGAGAAGGGCCUCCGAACCUAGCGCUUCGUGAUCAAGAGUUGGCUUUGCAGUGGGUUCAAGAUCAUAUUUCCGGCUUUGGUGGUGAUCCGGACAUGAUUACUUUAGCGGGUGAGAGUGCCGGAGCUAUUUAUUGCCACGCCCACCUUGUUGCAAACGCGCGCGUGCGACAAGUCAUUCUCUCAUCUGGCUCCUUGUUCCUGUCGCCGCCUCAGCCUCGACAUUUGGUAGCAAGCUUUCGAGACACAAUUUCCACGAACUUGAAGGACAUAGAUCAAACGCUCGAUUUGGAAACUGCAUCUGCAAGCGAUGUUGUUGAGGCAGUCAGAAGAUCUGGUCUGCAGUCAUUUUUCCUCGAAUGGGAAAAAUCUUUCAAUGCUUGGCAGACCAAGACGGGCUGUGCAGAGAGAUUACUCCUCAGCGAUGUAACGAAAGAGGUUAGUUCACUCAAGACGUUGGGACUGAUUGUGCUGAUGAGUGGAAAGGGAGCAAUUUACCAAGCUGGAGUAUGGGCGACAUACCCCAGCGACAUAGCGAAAGCCUUUGAUGCGUCUGAGCAAUAUGGCGACGAGCUCAAGAAGUUGUAUCAUAUCUACCCCGACCGACCUUCAUCCUGCAAAACAGGGGCGUUGGACUUCAUCAACGAUUACAAGUACCUACUACCAGUCCAGCUUCUGGAGAGAUCCUUCAAGGAUGCAAAUAAGCCUGCCUUUAGAUGUCUGAUUGACGAAGCAAACCCAUGGCAGCCUUCAAGUGGAGCUCAUCACGCCGUCGACCUCGUUCUCUUGUUCGGAGGCUUUCAUCUGGGUUUUGCGCCUAGUGCUGAGCGCGUUGGUCAGGCUAUGCGCGAGGCGUGGAUCAAGUUUAUUUCUGGGGAGGAACCGUGGCCUGAAGCGACGGACAAGUAUUAUGGUUUCGGUCCUCAUGGGAGUCUAAAGAUUCUUGAAGAUUGGGAGGUUCGGUCACGUAGACGCAUUGGACUAGCGGAGAAGUUGAGUGAGAUGGAGAGCUCGUUGUUGGAUAAGACGACUCGUGGGCUUGCAGCUGGGAAAGUGAGUUUGUUGAACUGA
Molecule: messenger RNA, 1554 nt
Organism: Fusarium mangiferae
Lineage: Eukaryota; Fungi; Ascomycota; Sordariomycetes; Hypocreales; Nectriaceae
Exons: 5
Coding region: 1-1554 (517 amino acids)
Source: RefSeq, a predicted model, not a curated record